Molecule: messenger RNA, 1506 nt
Organism: Letharia lupina
Lineage: Eukaryota; Fungi; Ascomycota; Lecanoromycetes; Lecanorales; Parmeliaceae
Exons: 4
Coding region: 1-1506 (501 amino acids)
Source: RefSeq, a predicted model, not a curated record
AUGUCCGAGCGCUUCGUCAUCGGACGUAUGGAUCCUUGCUCCUCGACCAUUUUUCUCACCAAGGCUGAGCCGUCCUUCGCCGAAGAUGAGGAAGAGCCGCUAGACAUCGGAUCCUGGCUUACUCUCUACCAAGGAGAUGGACCUCCUCGGACCGCCAUACUCUGCUUCGAGCCGAAGACCAAACGGGCAAAGGACAUCAAGGAGGGCGAUGUCAUCCUCAGUGAUGGCAAUCCUUACAGAGUCUUGAACGCUCCGGGUCUACCAGAUGCUGACGGCGAGAUUUCAAUACAUGCCUAUGACAUCUUCGCCGAUGAGGUGACCGAUUGCAUUACAGACGACACCGAAGAGAUUACGAUAGUCGCGACCUGGCAGACUAGAUACUCCGUGGUACGAUUUUCGCUCCCAGCGUGGACUGCCGUGGAAGGCUGCUGCUCUGAUGCUAACGAGCUGGCCCCGCAGCGAAUUGUUCCGCCCGCCGAGGUCAUUUCUGGCACUCUGGUCCUGCAGAAGCAGGAAGGUCGGAUCGGAGACAAUCCGGAGAGGGUAUUCAAGCUUCCUGGGGGCAGACUGGGCCCUUCGCUUCUUUACUUCUUCAACGCUGCAAAAUUGUGUCGUAUGCCCAUUACUGUGUUGAUAUAUGAGGUCAUGGGCAGAUUUAAACUUGUUGCGUUCGGUGUUGGGGACUGGGAAUCGCUUGGGCUUCUCUUUCUGCUCCUUCGCAUCCCCCAAAAAUCUGCAUCGUUCUCCGACCUCUUCACAUCAACAGGUGUUGCUCAGAGCCGCGGUUGUACAACACACUUCGAAACCCACACCCAGAUGUCUCAGCACUCGGUCCCUCUCGAAAGGGACAAACACGAUAUGGCCGAACAAGCUACGAAGGAAGAAGAUACGGAGGAAGAAGAGAUGAACAAACCAUUGGAGUUAGGAGGCUACUUGACUCGCGUGGACAAUCAACCUCCCACCACCACACCAACAGAGACUGCCGCAAGGGACCUCUCAGUAGGCCAAGCCAUCCUCUUCCGAGGCCAACCCUGCGAGAUCGUAGGCAGAACCGACAGCUUGGCCCAAGCCGGUCCCCUAGCCUCCCGACACAAAAUCGCGCUCGAGAUGAUCGAGUUGUUCGACAAGGGAGCAUUGGACCCGCUAGUCGUCAAAGCUACCGAGAAGCUCAAGCUCGUGCCCAUCGCCCGCGUGAGAUAUGCCGUGGUCGGUCUCGACGGAGAGAUUAUGACGUUGCAGAAACAGCACCUCAGCCCCGCGCGGAGAACCGUGGCCGAUCUCCAUAUCUCCGGAGGCAAGAUCGGCGAGGACCUGGCUGCUUUCUUCGCCCAGUGCGACGACGAUGAGGGCAGGCUUGGAAUCGGUAUCAGUAAGUUGAAAGACUAUUGCUCCGUCCAACUUCAAAGUCCAUGGCUGACGGGCGGUGAAGCUCUGCUGAUUCUGGAGGCUGUGGGGAAGUUUCAGGUCAUUGGGUUCGGGAUUGGUGAUUGGGAGCGGUUGGCAUAG